AUGUCGUCUUCUACUUCGAGAGAAGAAUACGUGUUGCACGACGUUGAGAAGCAAGAGUUGACCAAGACUCAUCUCAAUGAGUAUGAAGAAGAUGAACCAGUGAUCGUGGAGACUUCCGAGGUGACUCAACUAUCGUGGGUUGACCGUUUGGCUUCGAAAUUGAAGGCCGAAACCAAGGGUAUCGAGCCAAUUACCGACGAUGAAAAGGAUGAUACGGAUAUCUUGAAUGCUGCAUCGAUGUGGUUCUCCGCUAACAUGGUUAUUGCAGCUUUCUCCUUGGGUUGUAUCGGUACUUCUGUGUUUGGUUUGAACUUUGGUACUUCUGUUUUGACUAUUAUCUUUUUCAACUUCCUAGGUCUUAUCCCAGUUGCUUUCUUCUCUGUGUUUGGUAUUGAGUUUGGUCUCAGACAGAUGGUUUUGUCUCGUUUCUUGCUAGGUAACGUUACUGCUAGAGUCUUCUGUUUCAUCAACAUUAUUGCCUGUAUUGGUUGGGGUGCUGUGAACACUAUCGCUUCCGCCUCGCUACUACACAUUGUUAACCCAUCUGGGCCAAACUGUCCUCCAUGGGCCGGUUGUUUGAUCAUUGUGUUCUCUACCAUCAUCGUCACAUUCUUCGGUUACAGGGUCAUCCACGCUUACGAGAAAUAUUCUUGGGUUCCAAACUUUGUUGUGUUUUUGGUCAUCAUCGCUAGAUUGGCCAAGUCCGGUAACUUCGCCAACGGCCCAUGGGGUGGUGGUGCUGACACCGCUGCCGGUGUUCUUUCCUUUGGUAGUUCCAUUUUCGGUUUCGCUUCUGGUUGGACCACUUACGCUUCUGACUACACCGUCUACAUGCCAAGAACUACCAACAAGAAGAAGGUUUUCAUCUGUCUUGUUCUAGGUUUGGCCUUCCCAUUGCUGUUCUCCAUGAUCUUGGGUGCUGCUGCCAUGGCAUGUGCCCUAAAUAACGAAAAAUGGAAUGCUUUGUACCAAAGCCACUCCGUUGGUGGUUUGUGUUACGCUAUCUUGGUUGAAGACUCUCUAUGGGGUUUCGGUUCUUUCUGUUGUGUGUUGUUGGCUAUGUCUACCGUCGCAAACAACAUUCCAAACAUGUACUCUAUUGCUCUAGGUACCCAAGCUAUGUGGGAACCAUUGGCUAAGGUUCCUCGUGUUCUAUGGACUUGUGUCGGUAACUUGCUUGUCUUGGCCAUUGCCAUCCCAGCUUACUACAAGUUUGAAUCUUUCAUGACCAAGUUCAUGGAUUCUAUCGGUUACUACCUAGCCAUUUACAUCGCCAUCGCUGUCUCUGAACAUUGCUUCUACAGACGCGGCUUCAAGGGCUACAACAUCUCGGACUGGAACAGAUGGGACAAAUUACCAUUAGGUUACGCUGGUUGUGCCGCUCUCUUUAUUGGUGCCUUCGGUGUUGCCUUCGGUAUGAGUCAAACAUACUGGAAUGGUCAAAUCGGAAGACAAAUUGGUAAGUUCGGUGGUGACAUUGGUUUCGAAUUAGGUGCUGGUUUCGCCUUCAUCACCUACAACAUUUGCAGACCUCUUGAAAAGAAAUACACUGGACGUUAA
Molecule: messenger RNA, 1560 nt
Organism: Kluyveromyces marxianus DMKU3-1042
Lineage: Eukaryota; Fungi; Ascomycota; Saccharomycetes; Saccharomycetales; Saccharomycetaceae
Gene: FCY2
Product: cytosine permease
Exons: 1
Coding region: 1-1560 (519 amino acids)
Biological process (GO): transmembrane transport; cytosine transport
Cellular component (GO): fungal-type vacuole membrane; plasma membrane
Molecular function (GO): nucleobase transmembrane transporter activity
Source: RefSeq, a predicted model, not a curated record